GACCAAGAAUCUGCUGGGACAGCACGUAGAGAUCAAUGCUAUGCCUGUCUGGGACACUGAAUAGGCAAGCAGGGAGGAAUUUUCCAGGCCUAAAUCCAUCUCCUACCAGCAACAACCCUUUUUCCAAGUUUGGAAAAUACUGGAAGACUGGAAAUUGCAACAGCAUGAAAGAGAAAGCAGGAGAGAACAAGGAAGAGGGGAAAGGUGACACCAUGUCUGUGAUAUAUAGCGAGGUGGCUGCUGAUGAGCCAACUACCAACAGCUUCUGGAUGCCCAAUCACUACCAGAGCACAGUAAAACGUCUGGAUGAUGGGUACCGUGUCUGUGACCAGAUUGUAGCCUGUUUCCAGGAACGGGCAAAGAUUGAACGUAACUAUGCUUUGAUGAUGGAAGAAUGGACUCGCAAGUGGAGGCCCCUUGUUGAUGCAAGCCCAGCAUAUGGUUCCCUACUCCGGGCAUGGCAAGCUUUUCUGGGGGCUUCCGAGCAGUUGAGCCGACUACAUAUGGAGAUGCAAAGGACUUUGGUCUCUGAGGAUGCUGGGCGUAUUCGAGCUUGGCAGCAUGACUCCUAUCACCGCAAGCUCUUUGGGGGCUUCAAGGAGGCUUGUGAGCUAGAAAAUGGUUUCCAGCGGGCUCAGAAACCCUGGACUAAGAAGCUCAAGAAGACUGAGAAGGCCAAAACUCUGUAUCACAAGGCCUGUCGCAAAGGGCACAUUGCAACGCUGCGGGAGAGUGGAAUUCAGGCAGCAUCAGGGGCUGAAGUAUCUCCAGAUCGGCAACGUGCUCUGCGGGAAGAACAUCAACGUUGUAGCCAAGAAACCAACAAGGUGCGGGAACGCUACGAGAAGGCCCUGCAGGAGCUCGACCGCUGCAGCCCCCGCUACAUGGAAGAAAUGGAGUCUGUGUUUGAGCAGGGGCAGGCUCUGGAGCAGAGGCGGAUUAUCUUCCUCAAGAGUGCUUUCCUUGCCCUGCAUCGGCGCCUUGACAUCACUGCAGAUUCCAGUGUCCAAGCUGUUUAUAGUGACUUGCAUCAGGCCAUCGAGGAGAUAAAUGACCAAGAGGACCUUAAGUGGUGGCGUAAUCGACAUGGACCAGGAAUGGCCAUGAACUGGCCAAAAUUUGAGGCUUGGAGUCCUGAUCAUGAGCGGCCACAAGUAAAGGUCAAGAAAACUAAAGAACCAGAGAAAGUGACACCCUGCAGCAUCUCUCCCUCCCAGAGCUGUCCCAAGCCAGCACCUGUGCCAAUAGCAGGCCAGCGGGUCCGUGCUGUGUAUGACUAUAUUGGCCAAGAAGCAGAUGAGCUAAGUUUCAAGGCAGGAGAACUUCUUACCAAGCUGGAAGAUGAGGACGAACAAGGCUGGUGCAAGGGAGUGACUGACAGUGGACAUGUGGGCCUCUACCCUGCCAACUACGUGGAACCCAUACAGUGCUAGAUAGAACGGGCAAAACCAGGGGGACUUACCAGGUCAAUAAAAUUACGUCUAGGUAUAGUUUGCCUUUCUGAGAUCCCAUUAUCCAAUACAGAAUGAUGCAAAAUUCAGUUCCUUCAGAGAUUCAGUUGCAUUUUGAUAGUCAUGCAAGUUUCCAGUCUAUGCAGGUGCAAAGUUCAUCCUGAAAACUGUGUGGGAAAUGCUGGUGAAAUCUCAGAAGCUGCAGUGGGUUGGUGGGUGGGGCCACAUAGAACCUGACAUGGGCGGUUCUGGCUUCAGCAUUCUGCCCAGCUUUUUGCCCCUCCCUUUAGUUGUAGAAUAAAUGAAUGCAAAACAAGCCCUCCAAAACUCUAUUUACAUUAUGUAUUUGCAGAAAGGUAGCCUUUUCUCUUUCUGAAGUGGCACAAAUUGGUGCAUAGCCCUGAAUAUUAAAGACCCAGAAACAACGAUGUGUAAAGAUGUGUCCCCCAGACAGAUUCCUCCACAUAUGCACUUGUAACCAAACACAAACAUACACUCACAUAGAGUACAUCAACUGGACACAUACAUCUGGUCUGAUUUACAGCUUUGCGUGCCUGCAGAUUUCUAUGUGCUUACGUAGUUGUUUACCCUUUCUUCCCGUGUCUCUGACGCACAAACAAAUCAUGGUGCCUUUAAGCUCUCCUUUGUGCACCACAGAGACAGAAAGCACCCUGCCCUGAAGGGCUGGUCAAACUUCACAAGAAGCACAACAAGAAAGAUGUCUCACACUCCCACAAAUUCUCUUUAGUCACAUCUUAAAUCCAAAGAUCUGCCACACAUGAGAUGGAUGUACAUUUGAAAAUUGCCCACACACGGCAAGUUAGUGAAGAAUGGGAAGUUUGUAGGCCCCAACCACACCGUUGUUUCAACACAUGCCUGGAUGACUGAUAUUUGGGGGAAAAAAACUUUAGAGAGGCAACUGCACUCCACCUAUUGAGGUGUACUCCAUCCAUCAAAGUGUGAAAACAAGGCUGAGACAAAGAAGAUGAAUUUGUGAACAUCAGUUGUUUUUUAAAAAAAGUAGAUAUUUUAGCAUCUGUGGAUUUUGGAAACUAAAUAAAUAAAUAAAUAAGCAUGGUG
Candoia aspera is the source of this 2531-nucleotide messenger RNA. Its product is annotated as protein kinase C and casein kinase substrate in neurons protein 2-like. Gene Ontology annotation, biological process: cytoskeleton organization; plasma membrane tubulation; regulation of endocytosis. Bases 36 to 1433 code for a protein of 465 amino acids. Gene Ontology annotation, cellular component: endosome; plasma membrane; cytoplasm. Lineage: Eukaryota; Metazoa; Chordata; Lepidosauria; Squamata; Candoiidae. The record is from RefSeq and is a predicted model, not a curated record. Gene Ontology annotation, molecular function: phospholipid binding; protein binding. The transcript is spliced from 11 exons.